This is a messenger RNA of Suillus discolor, 591 nucleotides long. RefSeq lists its product as uncharacterized. The coding region runs from base 1 to 591 and encodes 196 amino acids. The record is from RefSeq and is a predicted model, not a curated record. NCBI's taxonomy places the organism in Eukaryota, Fungi, Basidiomycota, Agaricomycetes, Boletales, Suillaceae. The transcript is spliced from 2 exons.
AUGAACCUGCUUAUCAUUGACCAUUUAGCUGUUGUCAUUAUCUUCAAACAUUCUUUCUACAUUUUCGACAAGCGGUGCUAUCUUCAGGACAAGGAGUCUGAUCCCUCAUUUCAUGUUGCUCUCGAGCAGUACAUGGCAUCUCUGCAUGCAGCUGCUGUCAGGAAAGGUGUGAGUCCUGCCAUUCAGGCGUAUGAAGAAGCUGUGGCGACUGCCACCUACGCAUAUGAAGAAGCUGUGAGGACUGUUGUCUAUCCAUAUCAAGGAAAUCUGCCUGCUUGGAUGGCAAAGUUGCUGUUUGAACCCUUCAAGAGGAAGGCAAAAGAAGCUUUUGAACACUCUCAGGCAAAGGCAAAAGAAGAUUUCCAAUGCUCUCAGGCAAAGGAAAAGAAAUCUUUGUGCUCUCAGGCAAAGGCAGAGUCAAUCGAGGCAGUUCUUGAAAUCGCUCUAAAUCAUCGCUUGCACAAUGUCAGUUACCCUCAGUCGAGACAGUGGCGAGAACCAACUGCACUUGAUGUGCUUCUCAAGUAUCUGUGGUACAAUCAGAAUCUGCUGACUCCCACCUCAUCCCCUGCCACAACAAUUAAUCUGUAG